AUGUGCACUUUUGUUAUUAUCAUGCUUGGACCUGUCCUGACAAGCGGAUGCAAGAUCAGGUCUCCCGGAUGGGAAACUGAACGGUUUGCCUGGCCAUUGCAUGUACAAGUCAACGGAUUCGGUAAGGCCCCACUACAACCGGCUUCAUCUUCAUCAGCUCAUGCCGUACAGUUUUCAUCAUCCUCGACUUCGCGAGACGGUUUUGCGCCACCGAGUAGUUCUCUCGGGUCUGUGAAAGCAAUGGUAUCUCCACCUCCCGUUUCAUCGCCCAGCUUUUCAGCCAGACCCCCUCUACCGCCAGUGAAUACUCCUGGAGUUUCGGGAACAACAUCGGGUCCUCUGGUGCAUUCCACUGCUUCCUCACGGCGCGAAGUCGAAGUAACUCGAAGAAAAACCGUCGUGGACAAGAUAAAUAAAGGAAGAGAGCACAAUGCUUUCACGUUCUUUGUCUCCGGGUUUGAGUCUCAAACUCCUACGCAACUGGCCAUGGCUGCGCGGCGAUUGAAAUCCGUAGCUGAGGAGAAAAUGCCCCGUCACAUGCUGACAAGAGUCUAUGGUGAAGAAGAAGGAAAAGUUGUAAAGAAGCGUUCGGUAGUACAGCAACAUCUACCGCGUCCAAGACCGAUGGCUUCCAAUCAGGAGUAUGACGACAGCACGGAUUUAUCCGAUGUCGAGGUCAAGGAAAAAGUUGAAACAAUUACCGUGAAAUAUGGACAACUGAAGGCUUCCGUUAGUUACAAGAUGGCAGAAAAUUCCGUGCAAAUGGAGAACAUCGCUCGACAAGUGGAAGACCUGGAUGGAUUUUUGUGUGUUGAUGGCCAAGUACCAUCGUGUUCGAAGGAAGUAGAUACGCAGUCAUGCGCAAGAGUCCGUCCAUUAGAUGUCCGCUAUGUUCUUACACGAAGGACACGCUACACACAUCAGUUUCGAGCUCCUAUCGCUGCUGACGGCUUGAACCAAUCCCGCCUGUUCAGCACCAGUGCUCCUAUCACGCUAAAUAUGGCACAGGUAACAUGUGCUCCGAUGCGCUAUGCUGAAGCUUUUGCUCGAAUGAUGUCGAUGAAUCCAGCAUUUGCGAUCCGAUCGAGAAUUGAUGUACCUGUGUGGUUGAAUAGGGAAGCGAUUGGAGUGGAACGGCGAAGAUGUGCUCCUGUUCAUUUUGACGAGCCCGAUGAGACAGAGCGAGGUCAAUCCGUCUCGAAGUCCAAAAGAAUGCGAUUGAGCACUAGAAGUUCUGUUUCGUCCUCCGGUACGUCAUCUAUCGAGGACAGUGAGGAGGAGCGAAAGGAUAAGUCUUACACAGUCGGAGGAUUCAGCGAGAAAAGAAGGCAUGAGAUUCGAAGAGCAAGAAACAAGAAGAAGCAACGAAGAAGGGUUCGUCGUCUCAUGGGAGUGGAAUCGGAUUCGGACUCAGAUUCAAGUAUAGAUUCGUAUUUCAAAGUCAAAAUGGAAAUGCCUAAAUACUCUGAUAUCGAAGUGCCAAGAUGGCGGAAGUUGGCGCCCGAAGAACUCAUCGAUAUUACGCGGCAUAAGGAACCAUGUGACCGUUGCAGUACUACUCGUCUGGAGACACUGGUUGCGAGGAAGCAUCUGCGGCUAGCAAAGGAAGAGCGACUGUAUUUUGAGGGAAAGCGGCGUGAGAUGCCAUCGGUGGAUUCCGAUGCCGAUUCCCAAGCUGAGGGGGCGGACCUGAAUCCGUUGAUCUAUUGCACUUUGACCGAAUCUGAACGAGCCCUGUACGACCGCUCACCUCACGUUCCUAGCGGACGCGAAUUCUUGCAAAGACCACGAUGAACAACUACGAUGGAAUUUGAGGAAGAGCGUGUCCACUGCGAUGGCAUAGC
This is a messenger RNA of Cylicocyclus nassatus, 1844 nucleotides long. Lineage: Eukaryota; Metazoa; Nematoda; Chromadorea; Rhabditida; Strongylidae. The record is from the annotation of a GenBank genome assembly.